UUUCCUUCUGCGUUUGUUAUUGAAAUAUUAGGACGUGGUGCUGGUCAUGGUCGUGGAGCUUUUAGAGCUCAAAAUAAUGCGGGGAGAGGUGGUCGUGGUGGUGGAGCUUUUAGAGCACAAAACAACGCGGGAAGAGGUUUAGGUGUCCGUGGUCGGGGUCGUGGUGGUGGCCUUGGUGGGGCCAAUCAUCGUGGAGGGAUGAGAGGUGGAAAUCAGGCAGUGAUAAUUCCGCAUAGACAUGAAGGAGUCUUUAUUGCGAAGUCUAAAGAUGAUGCUCUGCUUACUAAAAGCAUGGUCCCUGGUGACACUGUAUACAAUGAGAAGCGCAUCUCUGUUCAGAAUGAAGAUGGGACCAAAGUAGAGUACAGGGUUUGGAAUCCUUUCCGAUCCAAGCUGGGGGCUGCAAUUCAGGAGGGUAUUGACAAUAUAUGGAUUGCACCCGGUGCUCGAGUUCUCUACUUGGGAGCUGCUUCAGGAACCUCCGUCUCUCAUGUGUCUGACAUUGUUGGACCUACGGGAGUAGUGUAUGCAGUGGAAUUUUCUCAAAGAAGCGGGAGGGACUUGGUCAACAUGGCUAAAAAGAGAACAAAUGUCAUGCCCAUCAUUGAGGAUGCUAGACAUCCAUCAAAGUAUCGAAUGUUAGUUGGCAUGGUAGAUGUCAUAUUUUCAGAUGUUGCUCAGCCCGAUCAGGCAAGAAUAUUAGCUUUGAAUGCAGCUUAUUUCCUCAAAACAGGAGGUCAUUUUGUGCUCUCAAUAAAGGCAAAUUGCAUCGACUCCACCAUGCCUGCUGGCAAAGUAUACGAUAGUGAAGUUGAGAGGCUGAGGGCGGAUCUGCUGAAGCCUGCAGAGAUGGUGACAUUAGAUCGAUUUGAGAGAGACCAUGCCUGCGUCGUUGGUAGUUACAGAGUGCCAAAGAAACAAAAACCUUCUGCCUAACAGUUGUUGGAGGUUCAACGCUUGGAUCCCCACUUCCUCAGCCAUUUAGCUUAAAAUUUAGAAUUAUCUCUCUGGGCCUUGCCCUUUCAUUUGAAGAGUUUGUCGGACUUAUUUUUAUCAAGACUUUGUGAUUGGAGUCAUGGACUGCUACUAAAGGCUUUUAUAUCAUUUUUAACUUUCAUCA
Messenger RNA from Populus nigra (black poplar), 1120 nucleotides. Its product is annotated as rRNA 2'-O-methyltransferase fibrillarin 1-like. Gene Ontology annotation, cellular component: box C/D methylation guide snoRNP complex; small-subunit processome; nucleolus. The record is from RefSeq and is a predicted model, not a curated record. Gene Ontology annotation, molecular function: histone H2AQ104 methyltransferase activity; rRNA methyltransferase activity; RNA binding. Gene Ontology annotation, biological process: rRNA methylation; box C/D sno(s)RNA 3'-end processing. Lineage: Eukaryota; Viridiplantae; Streptophyta; Magnoliopsida; Malpighiales; Salicaceae. The annotation marks the transcript as partial. The transcript is spliced from 6 exons.